Heterobasidion irregulare TC 32-1 is the source of this 1374-nucleotide messenger RNA. RefSeq names its product Metallo peptidase M28. Gene Ontology annotation, biological process: proteolysis. Gene Ontology annotation, molecular function: metalloexopeptidase activity. The record is from RefSeq and is a predicted model, not a curated record. The coding region runs from base 12 to 1190 and encodes 392 amino acids. NCBI's taxonomy places the organism in Eukaryota, Fungi, Basidiomycota, Agaricomycetes, Russulales, Bondarzewiaceae. The transcript has 17 exons.
CGUCCAUCACCAUGAAGUCCUUGUUCGGUUUUGUCGUCCUUGCAUGCGCUGUUGUUGCUCUUCCUUCUCAGUCCCCAUUGAUUGUUAACGAAGUGCUCAAUCUUGAUUCCUUCGCCGAUGGGUUCGACUUGGAUUUGAACAGCCUUAGAUUAGUCCAGAUGGAGGGUCAGUCACCCGUCUGGAUGACUGAAUUAGAGAAGAUUCACGCCAAAGCGCAAGGCAUCAAGUUCUUCGACAUUACUGAAGCGCGCGAGUUAGGGUACUCUGCUCAUUUCCGGGAGAAGACGCUAUCAUACCCAACUCCCAACGCCACUGAACAGGUCAAAGGCGUCCUCCGGACACUCUCGACCGAAGGUCCCAAGGAGAAUUUGGAGAAGCUGAGUAGCUUCCGCACGAGAUAUUACCGCAGUGACACUGGACGUCAAAGUCAGCAGUGGCUAUAUUCCAAGAUAUCUGAGAUCACUGCAACAUAUGCUUCUAAGGGACUUCAGAAGAAUAUCAAGCAGUCGGAACAUGUCCAUCCUUGGGGUCAGAACUCGAUCAUUGUCCGAAUCAACGGAUCUUCUCCGACGGACGAUGGUGUUGUGAUCAUAAGUGCCCAUCAAGAUAGCACCAACAUGUGGCCUUUCUUACCAGCGCCAGGAGCCGACGACGACGGGUCGGGUACAGUUACGAUCCUGGAAUCUUAUCGUGCUUUAAUUGCUUCGGACUUCCGUCCCGUACAACACGUCGAAUUUCAUUGGUACUCUGCAGAGGAGGGCGGCCUACUCGGAUCACAGGCGGUAGCCAAAGCUUACGAGGAACGUUCAGCGAACGUCCUUGCAAUGAGUCAGUUUGACAUGACAGCAUGGGUCAAGCGAGGAACGCGGGAGGAAGUGGGGAUCAUUACCGAUUACGUGGACGCCGGAUUGACGGAAUUCAACAAACAACUUGUCGACGCGUAUUUAGACAUCCCUUACGUUGAGACCAAGUGCGGAUAUGCGUGCAGUGAUCACGCAUCGUGGGGCAAGGCUGGAUACCCAAGUUCAUUCACUAUAGAAAGCAGUUUCGAGAACUCGAACAAGAACAUCCACUCAACUAACGAUCGUAUCGAUAUCUCCGACGAGUUCAGUUUCUUGCAUAUGCUACAAUUCUCCAAGCUUGCGGUUGCUUUCGCCAUCGAGCUGGGAGGCUGGACGAAGAGCAGCUGAAGGCAACCAGGCUAUAACGCAUGCUCUCACUCCUGAACCGAAUCUGAUGCGCACUCGCCUCUUGUCUCCGGUAACGAUUGCAAUGGUCUCUUUUGACAACUCCAUUGGCGGUAUUGGACUACGUAGCGGCUUGUAUAAGGAGACAUGAAAGAAACGCGCAUUAUGCACUUUUACUGAACGCGCU